Messenger RNA from Tribolium castaneum (red flour beetle), 1949 nucleotides. RefSeq names its product Myt1 (gene Myt1). Gene Ontology annotation, molecular function: ATP binding; protein tyrosine kinase activity. The coding region runs from base 149 to 1348 and encodes 399 amino acids. Gene Ontology annotation, cellular component: cytoplasm; nucleus. Lineage: Eukaryota; Metazoa; Arthropoda; Insecta; Coleoptera; Tenebrionidae. The record is from RefSeq and is a predicted model, not a curated record. The transcript has 7 exons. Gene Ontology annotation, biological process: meiotic cell cycle; protein phosphorylation; negative regulation of G2/MI transition of meiotic cell cycle.
CAAGAAAAUUGUUCGCCAUUGGGACGUGUUGCAUGUUGGCAUUUAUGUGAUUGUUAUUAGAGUUUGUUGUAAUUAUUGGUGAUAAAUGAAAGACCCGGAUAGCGUGUAUUGAAGUGUUGGUGUUGGUGUUGGUGUGUUCAGUGACAACAUGGAUACGCGUAAAAGGGGAUUGAGGUCUGCGCCCCCCAAGGGGCCCGAGUACGCAACGAAGAGGGAUGUCGGAGGACGUAGGAGUUUGCCCCCGUGUCCUAAAGUUAACAGGCGGAUGAACCGCAUGAGCUUAUUUGAGGAGCAGAAAAGUUGUGCCAAGCCAGUCUUUUUCAACCACCAAAUAAGUUUGAGCCCGUUGUACGACCCCGCCAAGGACUUGUGCUACUUCGACCAAAUUUACACCAAGGAGUCUGUAAUUGGGGAAGGUUCGUUUGGGGUUGUUUUCAAAGUGAAGUCGGAACAAGACGAUAAGUUUUACGCCGUGAAGGAGUUCAAGUCGUGUCAUGCCUUGCACUACGGUUACGCCGAAGUGGAGAAUUACGAGAAAAUUGGGGAGCACGACAAUUGUGUGAAAUUUAUUAUGGCUUGGGAAGAGCUUAAAAUCGUCCACAUUCAGAUGGAAUACUGCGAUUUGAGUUUAGCCCAAUAUGCGGCUCUCACACACAAAAUUGGAGAGUCGCAACUCUGGGAAAUACUCUACGACAUGCUGAAAGCGCUUGACUAUUUGCACCGGAAAAACUUGAUUCAUCUUGAUGUCAAACCAGGGAACAUCAUGAUGAGUCAGGGGUUCUACAAACUGGCCGACUUUGGCCUCCUUGUUGAUUUAAAUAGACAUGACGGUAAGAAAAUUUCAACAAUUUCUGACGGAGACGCCAAAUACCUGGCCUGUGAGGUUCUGGACGGCAUCUACACGUAUUCUUGCGACAUUUUUGGCUUGGGAAUAAGUCUUUUGGAGCUGGCAACAAACAUAGAGUUGCCCGAAUUCGGGCCUUUGUGGCACCAGAUCCGCAAGCAAUACCUCCCUGCGCCUUUCUACGAUGGGGUCACUAAGUCAUUCGCCGAAACCAUUGAAAAAAUGAUGGCGAAAAUCCACUGGCAGCGGCCACAAGCGUCCAAACUUCUCAAGAGUACGCAUUUGAAAAAAAUCCAAAAACAGGAUUCAAAGCAACCUAGGAAUAUUUAUUAUGAAGAGUUACCGCGUGAACCUUGCAUUAUUAUCAACAAAUACAAUAAUAAUAAUAAUGUUGAGACACCGCCGAAGACACACGAGAAAAGUCACAACUUGAGUUCGUGUCGGGACUUACAUGGGAGUAUUUCACCAAAUCGUCGAUUAUGUAGGGAAAAGCUGGCCUUUUAAAAAGAUUUAAUAAUCAUUAAGCAGUUGUGAUAUUUCAAUAGUACUUAAGAAUAGCGGGCCAAAAGACUGAGGAUACUGUUCGAAGGUUCAAGUAUUAUUGUUUGGCGUUUAGUUUCAUUGUGCGUUUUUCGGCGAUUGAUUUUUGGCAACUUUCUUAUCAGGUAGUGUUGAACAAUGUAUUGUGCGUUAAUUUGUUCUUUACAAAAGUUUCUUAUAAAAAUUAUGCAAUACUUAUGUGAUGUAGUUAACUGUUGUGAUUGGGACUUAAUGGAUGAUGUAAUUAAAAAUAAUUGUUUACUUAACGUUCUUCCUAACACCAUUAAGUCUUGUUAUUAUAGAUUUGAAUGAAUAGUUUUUGCAAUUUUAUUGUAAUGUUUCAUAAAAAGCGCCACUUGUUGGCGUUUGUAAUUUGUGAUUAUAAUUCUAUUCAUGUUUCUGAAUUGUUACAUUUUAAGAGAGUUUAUUAAGUUUUUGCUUCAGGGGUUAUUACUCGUUACACAGUACUUUGUUUCCAGUUUAAUAAAACGAAAUAAUAAUCAUAAAUGUAUUUGACUGGCCAAACUACAACAAAGCAAUAACAAUUAAAUUAUUACAAUCAUAA